AUGACUGCUCUUACAAAAUCUAUGUGUUGGGAACUUCACACAAUCCAGAAGGAUAAAUUGAAUUCUGUUGGUGCCGCCAUGUACCGAAAGCCUAUGUCAAAUGACUGUUAUGAGAAGAGAGAGCAUCAAACCCCUCCCAUGUGCAAAGAAAACGAUGAUCCAAAUGCAGCAUGGUAUGUCCCUCUGCAGCCGUGCAUGCAUCGAGUGCCUGUUGAUCCAUCAGAGCGUGGUUCACAAUGGCCGCAAGAAUGGCCUCGCCGGGUGCAUGUGCCUCCUUACUGGAUGAACAGCUCUCAGAUGGGAGUCUAUGGCAGACCAGCUCCUGAUGAUUUCACAAGAGAUUACCAACACUGGAAACGUGUUGUCAACAAGUCUUAUCUCAAUGGUUUUGGUAUUGACUGGUCCAGAGUCAGAAAUGUGAUGGACAUGAGAGCUGUCUAUGGAGGGUUUGCUGCUGCACUCAAAGAUAUGAAAGUGUGGGUCAUGAAUUUGGUGAACAUUGAUUCACCAGAUACACUGCCAAUUAUCUAUGAGCGUGGCCUCUUUGGUAUGUACCAUGACUGGUGUGAAUCUUUCAGUACCUAUCCAAGAACCUACGACCUCCUGCACGCCGAUCGUUUGUUCUCUCAAGUGAAGAAAAGAUGCAAGAUUUUACCAAUGGUAGUAGAGGUUGAUAGGAUAGCAAGACCCGGAGGCAAGCUGAUAGUUCGUGAUGAAUCUGGGGUUGUAAGCGAAGUGGAGAAUAUACUCAAGUCUUUGCACUGGGAUAUCCGCCUAACCUAUUCUAGAAACCAAGAAGGGAUCCUUUGCGCCGAGAAAUCAGAUUGGCGGCCUCAAAAGUUGUCAUCUUCAGCUUAGAGAAAGAGGUGUUUCGUGAUUGAGUUUGUCAAUUUUACAUAUAUUUUCAGAACCUUUACCAGUUAAAAUUUUGCAAGGAUAAGAGUAUAAUCAUUCUAAUGAAGAAUUCUGAUUUCUCUCCGCUUGUGUUUACUCAUUUUGUCUACAGACUACAGUGUAUCUUU
This is a messenger RNA of Asparagus officinalis (garden asparagus), 1022 nucleotides long. Its product is annotated as probable methyltransferase PMT27. The transcript has 4 exons. NCBI's taxonomy places the organism in Eukaryota, Viridiplantae, Streptophyta, Magnoliopsida, Asparagales, Asparagaceae. Bases 1 to 858 code for a protein of 285 amino acids. Gene Ontology annotation, cellular component: cytoplasm; trans-Golgi network; endosome. The record is from RefSeq and is a predicted model, not a curated record. Gene Ontology annotation, molecular function: methyltransferase activity.